Molecule: messenger RNA, 5311 nt
Organism: Poeciliopsis prolifica (blackstripe livebearer)
Lineage: Eukaryota; Metazoa; Chordata; Actinopteri; Cyprinodontiformes; Poeciliidae
Gene: dnm1a
Product: dynamin 1a
Exons: 23
Coding region: 280-2826 (848 amino acids)
Cellular component (GO): cytoplasm; microtubule; membrane
Molecular function (GO): GTP binding; microtubule binding; GTPase activity
Source: RefSeq, a predicted model, not a curated record
UGGAAGAGAUCAUCCUCCUCUUCCUCCUCCUCCUCCUCCUCCUCUUCCUCCCCGCGGUGCUUGUAGAAGAGUAUCGAGGAAAGAGUCCUGUCUCUCUGAGGUGAUCUGACACACCAAGGAAGACCCGCAAAUGAGGGAGCAAAGCGAGACGUAAAAUAAAAACAGACGCAUAAAGCUGCCUCUGAAAGACAGGCUGGCCUGCGGGGGACGAAGAGGACAGAUAAAUAAACCCGCUCCAGUGCUGACAAGGAGGAUAGACUAUCCCCGAGCACCGCAAAGAUGGGGAACCGGGGAAUGGAGGACCUGAUUCCUCUGGUGAACCGCAUGCAGGAUGCCUUCUCGGCCAUCGGACAGAACGCGAACCUGGACCUGCCGCAGAUCGCCGUGGUGGGCGGCCAGAGCGCGGGGAAGAGCUCGGUUCUGGAGAACUUCGUCGGGAAGGACUUCCUUCCUCGUGGUUCUGGCAUCGUGACCCGUCGACCUUUGGUUCUUCAGCUGAUGAACUGCCCUACAGAAUAUGCAGAGUUCCUCCACUGCAAGGGCAAAAAAUUCACAGAUUUUGAUGAGGUGCGACAGGAGAUUGAGGCGGAGACUGACCGCAUCACGGGAGCCAAUAAGGGCAUCUCUCCCGUGCCCAUCAACCUGCGUGUUUACUCUCCUCAUGUGCUGAACCUGACGCUGGUGGACCUGCCGGGAAUGACCAAGGUGCCGGUCGGAGACCAGCCCGCAGACAUCGAGGCUCAGAUCAGAGACAUGUUAAUGCAGUUUGUGACCAAAGAGAACUGCCUCAUGCUGGCCGUUUCCCCGGCCAACUCUGAUCUGGCCAACUCUGACGCUUUAAAAAUUGCCAAAGAGGUCGACCCUCAGGGUAUGAGGACCAUAGGGGUGAUCACCAAGCUGGACUUGAUGGACGAAGGGACAGACGCUAAAGACAUCCUGGAGAACAAGCUGCUUCCCCUGCGCAGAGGUUACAUCGGUGUGGUUAACAGAAGCCAGAAGGACAUCGAUGGAAAGAAGGAUAUUAAUGCUGCUAUGGCUGCUGAGAGGAAGUUCUUCCUCACCCACCCAGCUUACAGACACCUGGCUGAACGAAUGGGCACGCCCUACCUCCAGAAAGUCCUUAAUCAGCAACUGACCAACCACAUCCGGGACACCCUACCGGGUCUGCGGGCAAAGCUGCAGAGUCAGCUCCUCUCCAUAGAGAAGGAGGUGGAUGAGUACAAGAACUUCAGACCUGAUGAUCCGUCCCGCAAAACAAAGGCUCUCCUCCAAAUGGUGCAGCAGUUUUCAGUGGACUUUGACAAGUGCAUAGAGGGCUCCGGAGACCAGAUCGACACGGCCGAGCUGUCGGGUGGCGCGAGGAUCAAUCGCAUCUUUCACGAGCGCUUCCCCUUCGAACUGGUCAAGAUGGAGUUUGAUGAGAAAGAACUCCGCAAGGAAAUCAGCUACGCAAUCAAGAACAUUCAUGGAAUCAGAACUGGCCUCUUCACCCCGGACAUGGCCUUUGAGACCAUUGUGAAAAGGCAGAUUGGGAAGAUUAAAGAGCCUUGCACCAAAUGUGUGGACAUGGUCAUUUCUGAGCUAGUCAAUACAGUUAGGCAGUGUACCAAGAAGCUGGCCCAGUAUCCCAUGCUGAGAGAAGAGAUGGAGAGAAUCGUCACUCAGCACAUCAGAGACAGAGAAAACCGCACCAAGGAUCAGGUGCUGUUACUGAUUGAUAUCGAAUUGUCCUACAUGAAUACAAACCACGAAGACUUCAUUGGAUUUGCGAACGCUCAGCAGAGGAUCAACCAAAUGAACAAGAAAAAGACGGCUGGAAAUCAGGAUGAAAUCAUGGUGAUCAGGAAGGGCUGGCUGACCAUCAACAACAUCGGCAUCAUGAAGGGAGGAGCCAAAGAGUACUGGUUCGUCCUCACCGCAGAGUCCCUGUCCUGGUACAAAGAUGAUGAGGAGAAGGAGAAGAAGUACAUGCUUCCAGUGGACAACCUGAGGCUGCGGGAUGUGGAGAAGGGCUUCAUGUCCAGCAAGCACAUCUUUGCUCUCUUCAACACUGAGCAGAGAAAUGUGUACAAGGACUACCGUCAGCUGGAGCUGGCCUGUGAGAGCCAGGAAGAUGUUGAUGCCUGGAAGGCCUCCUUCCUCAGAGCUGGAGUUUAUCCUGAACGCGUAACCGAGAAGGAAGGAAAGAGCGAAGGCAGCGAUGAAAACGGCUCAGACAACUUCAUGCACAGCAUGGACCCUCAGCUGGAGCGGCAGGUGGAGACGAUCCGCAACCUGGUCGACUCCUACAUGGCGAUCGUCAACAAGACCGUGCGCGACCUGAUACCGAAGACGGUUAUGCAUCUCAUGAUUAACAGCACAAAAGAGUUCAUUAAUGCUGAGCUGCUGGCCCAGCUCUACUCAUGCGGUGACCAGAACACUCUGAUGGAGGAGUCUCAGGAGCAGGCGCAGCAUCGCGAUGAGAUGCUCAGGAUGUACCACGCCCUGCGGGAGGCGCUCAGCAUCAUCGGCGACAUCAGCACCACCACGGUGAGCACGUCAAUGCCGCCUCCAGUGGACGACUCCUGGCUGCAGGUCCAACGCGGUGGAUCCGGAGGAAGGUCCCCAGCAACCAGUCCGACUCCAAAUCGCAGGGCUCCACCGGGCCCACCAGCUCGCCCUGGCUCCCGUGGGCCCCCACCGGGGCCUCCUCCUGCUGGGGGCCCCCCUGUACCGUCUCGCCCUGGAGCAUCUCCAGAUCCUCACGGCGGGCCGCCUCCCACCGUGCCCUCCCGGCCUAACCGCGCGCCCCCAAGUGUGCCAAGAAUCACUAUCACUGACCGAUGAAGACUAACGUUUCUCGUCGGAGACCCCCACCUUCUCCAACACACUAGACCCCAGAGCUCCUUCCUCCCUCCAUUAUUUCCCGAGAGAGAGUCGCUUCGGACAACGGCGCCACCUUCCUCUCGUCUACCGCCUGGUCUGACCCUCCUGUUCCUGCCCCUGUGCCCCCCAUCCCCACCCACCCACCCACCCCUCUGUUUUCACACAGAGAAGCAAAAUACUUGAAAGCAUGACUUACGUACAACUUUGUUCUUCACAGCUUAAUCGCAGAGACCAUGAAAUGAUCAUAUUAGACAACUGAGUCAAAGUAUUGUAUAUCCACGCAAGUUCAGAGCAAAGUGCUUCCCCUCUUCUUAUAUCAAGAGGGGUAAACAUCUGCAAGUUUAGCAUGAAUCAACGCCUGAGCUUUUCUAAAGCGUCGUCUCAGUCUGAACAUUUGUUUCAUUUACUUUUAUCAGAAUUUCUUCGCUCACCUUUGUUUUGAGGAACAGAAUGAUGUAAACCAGGGACAUGGAAGCAUUACAUUAUUCGAUUUGAAGUUUUUGCACAUAAAUGUCAUAUUAGUAGCGUGGUGCAUGCUUUGAGAUCGUGAAAGAUUUACUCCAUCUUUUUUUUGUAAAGAAAUUAGGAAAAAUUGUUUUUCUUUGCAACAUUUGCUGCUCAGUGGUAGAAGGAUUUCUUUAAGAGAGGAUAUGCAAACUAAAUUCAGUCUGAAAAUAUGUUAAUUUGUAAUUACCCUCCAAAAAGGAAAAACAACAAAUUUUUAUCAUCUCUGUUUUAACAUACUUUCUUCUCUGGUUGAUGGAGUUUCUUUUUUGAUCUCUCGUCCUGCCAAAUUAGUUCUUGUUUGAUUUUUCUAUGUUCCUUGAACAGUUUGGUCAAACAAGGGUGGGCCAUUUCAUACAGAUGCCCCAAAUACCAUUUUCCUUUCUCUCUCUUUUUUAAGCUAAUGCAUGCUUUCCCACUGUCCAAAACUAUUAAACAGCAGCACCACCCAGGUGAGGAAGACGUGGUUGACAUUUGAAUGCUUCAAUUUGAAAAACCUGAAUGGACAAAAGUCUCCUUCGUUUUUCCCUUUCAUUCUCUCCAUCGUUCUCCUCUGCUGUAAAGCAGAAGUCAGAAUCACGUCGUGGACCCUCUGAUUUUGCCAGUCGCACACUUCAGAAAGUUUCACUGUUUAUGUUCUUACAAAGCUGUGUCACAUCCUCUUCUUAAACUCCUGCUCUCAGACGACCUAUGCAAAAGACAAAAGUGGUUUCUCAGUCUUUUUAUGGCAAAAAAAUGCAUCUAAUGUAGUUUAUUUCCCCUUUUUGUUCCUCUGCUUAUCAAGGCAUUAUUACUACUGCUAAAUUUUCUAGAUGACCUUUCCCAACUUUCUUUUAACACUCUUGCCAAUUUGCAAAGUAUAGGCGCAUGGUAAGAGAUUUAAUCAACCUGAAGUGGGCCACGUUCCAGUUCGUCAAAACCAUUCUUCCUUUCCACUGGUGAAUCAUGUACUUUUUAUUCAUUUAUUCCACUAAAGCAAACUGGAGGUUAUUGCAGCAACAUGUGAGAAAGUUUCAAGAGGUCUGAAUGCUUUUGCAGCAGCACCGCUCCUAAAACUGAACAAAACGAGACCAGAGAAGGAGACUUUGUGACCUGAGUUGUUUCUUUAACUCUUUAUGUCGAGUAUAAAUCAAGAUGAUGGUCUAGUAACUGAGGUUAGUCAGGUUUGAGCACACGAUGCCUCCAAUGUUAAAUUAAGCAGGAAAAAAAGAAAAAGAAAUGUAAUAUAUUCAAGUUGCUGAUCUGCCGUUUCUUCUUUCUCUUUUUUCUCCUGCUCUGUUUUCUCUCAGUGGUCACGGGGGUGAGUGAGAACAUGCAUUAAGUACCACUGCUUGUGUUGCUUGUGUACCACAUUACUGAGCAGAAACCACCUUUUAAUCCCUUCCUUUUUCUGCCACUGAGCUCUGCUGUCAGUGUCAUGCGUUGUAUUUUGACCCCAAACACAAACAACCCACUAGCCUUACCUUCCACACAUCUUUACCCUGUGAUCAUAACUAGAAAAAAAAAUCACCUAUUUGUUCAUCUCUGAUCUAAACAUCUGCAAAGCAAACGUGAAGUCAUAUCUCAUUUAAUUUAUUAAUGUGUUAUGUAUUCGUGUGGUGCAUUUUACUAGACAUGUACUCUCUCCUGUUUAAAUAAUUUAGUCUACAUUGUAUGCAACAUCAGAAUAUUUAAACCAUGAGUAAAUGAGCAUAACAGAAUACUUGAAAAAUAAUAAAUCAUAAAAAAUAAAAAAUAAAAAAUAAAAACUGUGCUGUAAAAGGAUGCUGACAGGUUGAUACUUUUGUUUCCGUCAGGGAGGAUGUGUUUGUGUUUUCUCUCUGAAUUUAUAAAACGUUAAACAGACGGACGCUGUGUGUAAACUGGCUGAUGUGAAAGAAACUGUAAGGUUAUCCUGGAGGACUGCUGUACUCUCAACUACAUAUUAAAAGACCUCUGUGUA